This is a messenger RNA of Arachis duranensis, 1368 nucleotides long. RefSeq names its product thiamine pyrophosphokinase 1. Gene Ontology annotation, biological process: thiamine metabolic process; thiamine diphosphate biosynthetic process. The coding region runs from base 423 to 1196 and encodes 257 amino acids. Gene Ontology annotation, molecular function: ATP binding; thiamine binding; thiamine diphosphokinase activity. The transcript has 6 exons. The record is from RefSeq and is a predicted model, not a curated record. Lineage: Eukaryota; Viridiplantae; Streptophyta; Magnoliopsida; Fabales; Fabaceae.
AGCAACCGAGUAACCAAUUGGCUACAUUAUCCAGAAUCAAACACCACCCAAAACCUCCAAAAUUGUCCCUAUCCACUUUGAAUAUAUUUAAAGGUGGAAGUUGCCAUGCACUCAAAUUCCUUCUAAUUUCAAGAAUAUUAGUGGCCAUAACCAAAGUCCGUUAUCUAUAAUUCGAAUUCCAAAAAGAAAGAGAGAAUAAGAGAAUGCUGAAAUUUAUUCACUGAUGUUACUAAUUCACGAAGAGGGAAUGGAUUCCAUGAGAAAGUGUAUGGCCAUCGUAUUCGUAGUGUAGAAGGGAAAGGGUGGAAUUGUAAUUUGAGGCAUGAGGAGCUGGCUGGGUAGUUGGUUGUUGACUGAGUGGCUCUCUUCAUUUAUUAUUUGCAUUUAUAUUCAAAAACGGAACAGAACAAAGUCAAGAAGCCAUGGAGGUGAUGCGUCACUGUUCAAGGUUCCUUCUUCCUCCCAACACCAACGAUACUCGUUUUAUGAGGUACGCUCUUGUGGUCCUCAAUCAACGUCUUCCUAGAUUCGCUGCUCUCCUUUGGGACCACGCGCAGGUGCGAGUGUGUGCUGAUGGAGGUGCCAACAGGGUGUUUGAUGAAAUGCCUCUUCUCUUCCCUCUUCAACAUCCUUCCCAUGUUCGCUCCAGGUACAAGCCAGAUGUAAUCAAAGGCGACAUGGAUUCUAUCAGGGAAGAUGUCCUUCAUUUCUAUACAAACCUUGGGACAAAGAUACUUGAUGCUUCUCAUGAUCAGGAUACUACCGAUUUGCACAAAUGUGUAGCAUACUUACAUGACCUAACAACACCAAAUACUGAUGAAUCAGCUUUGUGUAUUCUUGUUGCUGGAGCUCUUGGUGGGAGAUUUGACCAUGAGAUGGGAAAUAUCAAUGUUCUCUGCCGAUUCUCCAGCACACGAAUUAUCCUUCUAUCUGAUGAUUGCCUUAUUCAGCUUCUUCCAAAGAAUCACCGCCAUGAGAUAGUUAUUCAAUCUUCCGUCGAGGGUCCGCAUUGUGGACUUAUUCCCAUUGGGAUGCCAUCUGCAAGUUCUACCACCACCGGACUCCAGUGGGACCUCAAUGACACGGAGAUGAAAUUUGGAGGUUUAAUAAGCACCUCAAAUAUUGUAAAAGGGGAUAUUGUAACAGUAGAGUCUGAUUCAGAUCUUCUUUGGACUAUUUCUAUCAAGAAACUGUAGCUUUUAGAUGUUACAAUGCAUAUUACUUUUGUAUUUCUGAUCUUCCACAUCUAUACGGAUAGGUCAUAUUCUAUUUAAAGGCCAGAGGUUCUGCUGGCUUUUUCUUAUGUUUCAUUCUUUACAUUUUAAUGUCAAAUAUGGGUGGGAUGGAAGUCAUUCGUUUUGGUUUGAU